AUGAAAUCCCACAGCCCUUUACAGUCGUUCCCCACUGUUCUCUGUUUUCUCGCCUGUAUACUUCUUCAACUUCAUCCCGUUUCAAGUAAUCCGGCGGAAUUUUAUGAGACCUGUGGGAAUGAAUUCAGCUGCGGCAACAUCACCGGAAUAGGAUAUCCUUUCCGGGGAUACGAAGAUCCCGCAUACUGUGGCCAUCCCGGGCUAGAGCUAAGAUGCGAUCAGAGCAGUAAUGUUACGAGACUCGAGAUCAAGAACAUGACAUAUUGGGUCUUGGAUAUCCAGCCAAACGCCCAGACUUUGAGGGUUGCUAGAGAAGACGUGAUGGAGAAUCACUGUCCUACUGAUUUAGUAAACAUGACUUUAGAUUACACCCUGUUUGAUUACUCCGCGAGUUAUAUAAACGUCACGUUUCUCUAUGACUGCCUAGUCAAUGUGCCCAAUGUUCUUUUCUCAUGUGGGAACAAUAGUCUGUCUGCCUUGCCUGGAGACCUUGGUGCUGGACUGUGUAAGGCCAGCGUGGUAUAUCCGGCACUUCAAACGGGUGAUAGAGGAUCCUUUAAUUUUACGGGCUUGGAUCAAGUCCUCCGGCAAGGGUUCGACAUCAGAUGGAAAGUGGAUACUGGUAUAUGCAAUGAGUGCACCAGGUCCGGUGGAAGGUGUGGGUACGGCGGUGGCACAAAUCAAAAUGAAACUACUUGUUUCUGCCCAAAUCAGCCCUAUGUCGAAUCUGUUGCUUGCUCGUCAAAUUCAUCACCUUCUAGAGGUACUACGCUAGUAGUAGUGGUUUUUGCUCUUUAA
Molecule: messenger RNA, 798 nt
Organism: Coffea arabica (coffee)
Lineage: Eukaryota; Viridiplantae; Streptophyta; Magnoliopsida; Gentianales; Rubiaceae
Source: RefSeq, a predicted model, not a curated record